Molecule: messenger RNA, 7374 nt
Organism: Carassius gibelio (silver crucian carp)
Lineage: Eukaryota; Metazoa; Chordata; Actinopteri; Cypriniformes; Cyprinidae
Product: clustered mitochondria protein homolog
Exons: 26
Coding region: 227-4456 (1409 amino acids)
Biological process (GO): intracellular distribution of mitochondria
Cellular component (GO): cytoplasm
Molecular function (GO): protein binding; mRNA binding
Source: RefSeq, a predicted model, not a curated record
UCCGUAGCCGUGUGCCUGGUGGGUGGGACAAAUACAAAGGCAAGCAGGUCAAGAGGAGGAGAAACCACGUGUGACAGCCAGGCUGAGAUCUGUCCUUCGCGAGUUGUUUUUGUAAUAUCUUUGCAUGAAACUUCCGUCUGACGGAGAAGGCCAUACAACAGACCUGCAUCACAGCACCUCAGCAACGGACAUCUGUUGCUAACUCCGAAACCGAAUAAGUCGAAUCAUGGUUAGCAAAACGGAUGACAUCCCAGCAUCAGUGCCCAGCUGCAGCCCCGUAGAUCUUCCCCGGGAAGGCGAGACAGCAAACGGGAAAGACACCAUCGAGACAGCCUUGAAGGAUCCGUGCGCUUGCGGGCACCGUGGUGACACUGCAGUGAUGAACGGGGACGCCGGUCAUGAUCAGGCCGAGGAGGCUGACUCCAAGCAGGAUGGCACUGCUGAUGCAGACCCUGCGGAGGAUGCCAAUGAACAGGAAGUGAUUGUAAUUCAAGACACUGGCUUCACUGUGAAGAUCCAAGCACCAGGAACUGAACCCUUUGACCUUCAGGUAUCACCACAAGAGAUGGUGCAAGAGAUCCACCAAGUUCUGAUGGACCGGGAGGACACCUGUCACCGCACUUGCUUCUCCUUGCAGCUUGAUGGCAACGUACUCGACAACUUUGCUGAGCUCAAGUCCAUUGAAGGCCUGCAGGAAGGCUCCCUUCUCAAAGUGGUUGAAGAGCCCUACACAGUGCGUGAAGCUCGCAUACACGUCCGUCACAUCAGAGACCUGCUGAAGAGCCUGGAUCCAUCAGACGCUUAUAAUGGAGUGGACUGCAACUCCCUCUCGUUCCUCAGUGUCUUCACAGAUGGAGACCUUGGAGAUACUGGGAACCGCAAAAAGAAGGGUAAUGAACUUGAGCAGAUUGAUUGCACACCGCCUGAACACAUUCUGCCAGGCAGCAAAGAGCGUCCUUUAGUUCCCCUUCAGCCACAGAACAAAGACUGGAAGCCUAUGCAGUGCCUGAAGGUCUUGACCAUGAGUGGCUGGAACCCUCCACCCGGCAACAGGAAGAUGCACGGAGACCUCAUGUAUUUGUACAUUGUGACCGUUGAGGACAGACACAUCAGCAUCACUGCUUCCACCCGCGGAUUCUACCUCAAUCAGUCCACUACUUACGUCUUCAAUCCCAAGCCAGCCAACCCCAGCUUCCUCAGUCACUCUCUAGUAGAGCUGCUGAGCCAGAUCAGCGCCGCCUUCAAGAAGAACUUCACCGCUCUGCAAAAGAAGAGGGUUCAAAGACAUCCGUUUGAGAGGAUAGCCACUCCUUUCCAAGUGUACAGCUGGACUGCACCACAGAUUGAUCAUGCCAUGGACUGUGUGAGAGCAGAGGAUGCCUACACCUCCCGUCUGGGAUACGAGGAGCAUAUACCUGGCCAAACUAGAGACUGGAACGAGGAGCUCCAGACGACCAGAGAACUUUCUCGUAAGAACCUCCCAGAGCGCCUGCUGAGAGAACGAGCCAUAUUCAAGGUUCAAAGCGACUUUGCCGCUGCAGCGACACGUGGUGCAAUGGCUGUGAUCGAUGGUAAUGUAAUGGCGAUCAACCCUGGAGAGGAAACGCGCAUGCAGAUGUUCAUCUGGAACAACAUCUUCUUCAGCUUGGGUUUUGACGUACGUGACCACUACAGGGAGCUCGGCGGGGAUGCUGCCGCCCAUGCUGCCCCCACCAAUGAUCUGAACGGGGUGAGGGCAUACAGUGCUGUGGACGUGGAGGGGCUCUACACCCUGGGUACAGUGGUGGUGGACUACAGAGGUUACCGUGUAACCGCACAGUCCAUCAUUCCUGGCAUCUUGGAGCGCGAACAGGAGCAGAGCGUCAUCUAUGGCUCCAUUGACUUCGGCAAGACCGUAGUGUCCCACCCCAAGUAUCUAGAGCUUCUGGAGAAGACCAGCCGCCCGCUGAAGGUGCAGCACCACGCUGUGCUCAACGAGAAAGACACCGCUGUAGAGCUUUGCUCCUCUGUGGAGUGUAAGGGUAUCAUUGGCAACGAUGGCCGUCAUUACAUCUUGGACCUUUUGCGCACCUUCCCACCUGACCUCAACUACCUGCCGGUGGAGGGUGAAGAGCUCGCCCCCGAGAGCCAGAAGCUGGGGUUCCCCCGCCAGCAUCGCCAUCGCCUGGCUUGCUUGCGCCAGGAGCUCAUCGAGGCCUUUGUAGAGCACAGAUAUCUCCUCUUCAUGAAGAUGGCAGCACUCCAGCUAAUGCAGCAGAAAGCAAACAAAGACAAGACUGCAGCCCUGCUAGACACGAGCCCUGCAGAUGCAGAGUCUGAAAGCAAACCUCAGGCUCUUGAUGCAUCUGAGAAGGUUCCCGACGGCACGCCAACCUCUCCAACUUCAUCUGAAUCCACUCUGACCCCUGAUGACUUGGAAGCAACGACUGUGUCUGAAAACUCUGCUCCUGAAAACCAAGAAGCCCCAGCAGAACUGAAAUCCGAGGUUCCUACAGCAAACACCAAUGGUACUCAUGAGCCUUCAGCUGCAGAGAGGCAGAAUGGAGGCUGUGAUAGUCUCUUGGAGGGUAAGGAAGCUGAUGAAAAUAUUCCUGAACUUGCCCAAGCUAAAGAGCUGGCUGAGUCCUUAGCAGCAGAAGAUGGAUCCGGUAUUGACCCCAAAAGUCGCGAGGUGGUCCUCAACGCCUGUAAAGCCGUGGGCUCCAUCAGCAACACCUCUUUCGACAUUCGCUUCAACCCAGAUAUCUUCUCUCCAGGCGUACGCUUCCCUGAAGACAGCACUGAGGACAUCCAGAAACAGAAGCAGCUUCUUAAAGAUGCUGCAGCCUUCCUAGUGUCCUGCCAGGUCCCUUCUUUUGUAAAAGACUGUUUAGAUCACAGCUCUUUGCCUAUGGAUGGAGCGACAAUGACCGAAGGCCUUCAUCAACGUGGCAUUAAUAUGCGUUAUCUUGGUGCUGUGCUGGAGUUUGUGGACAACAUGCCUGCAAAAGCACAACUUGAACACAUCUACAGAAUAGGAAUCAGUGAACUGAUCACCAGAUGUGCAAAGCAUAUCUUCAAAACAUAUCUUCAGGGUGUGGAGCUCUCUGCUUUAUCUGCUGCGGUGAGCCACUUCCUGAACUGCCUCUUGAGCUCUUACCCAGACGCCAUGGCUCAUCUCCCUGCGGAUGAGCUGGUGUCCCGCAGAAAGAACCGUAAGAGACGUAACCGGGUCCCUGGUGGAGGGGACAACACUGCAUGGGCCAGUUUGACCCCAGGCGAGCUAUGGAAGAACAUUACCUCUGAGGCACAGAGCUACUAUCACUUCAAUCUGCAAUGUGAAAGUGUGGACCAAGCAGUGGAGAAGUACGGCUUGCAGAAGAUCACCCUGCUUCGGGAGAUCUCAAUCAAGACUGGCAUUCAGAUCUUGAUAAAGGAGUACAACUUUGACAGCCGCCACAAGCCGGCCUUCACUGAGGAAGACAUCCUGAACAUCUUCCCCGUUGUGAAGCACGUCAACCCCAAAGCCUCUGAUGCCUUCCAUUUCUUCCAAAGCGGACAGGCCAAGGUUCAGCAAGGCUUUCUAAAGGAGGGCUGUGAGCUCAUCAACGAGGCCUUGAACCUUUUCAACAAUGUGUAUGGAGCCAUGCACGUGGAGAUCUGUGCCUGUCUGCGCCUUCUGGCCCGACUCAACUACAUCAUGGGUGACCAUCCUGAGGCUCUGAGCAAUCAGCAGAAGGCUGUCCUGAUGAGUGAGAGAGUGCUGGGUAUCGAACACCCCAACACGAUUCAAGAAUAUAUGCAUUUAGCUCUGUACUGCUUCGCCAAUGGCCAGCUGUCCACUGCCCUGAAGCUGCUGUACCGCGCUCGCUACCUCAUGCUCGUGGUGUGUGGGGAGGACCAUCCUGAAAUGGCUCUGCUUGAUAGCAAUAUUGGCCUGGUGCUUCAUGGUGUGAUGGAGUAUGACCUGUCUCUGCGUUUCCUGGAGAACGCCCUGACCAUCAACUCCAAAUACCAUGGGCCACGAUCCCUGAAAGUAGCUCUCAGUCAUCACUUGGUGGCCAGAGUUUAUGAAAGCAAGGCUGAGUUCCGCUCUGCACUGCAGCACGAGAAGGAGGGUUACACCAUAUACAAGAACCAGGUUGGAGAAGCUCAUGAGAAGACGAAGGAGAGCUCCGAGUACCUGAAGUACCUCACGCAGCAGGCUGUGGCUCUACAGAGAACCAUGAAUGAGAUUUACAAGAACGGUUCUAACGCUAGCAUAAUGCCUCUCAAGUUUACGGCACCAAGCAUGGCCAGUGUUCUGGAACAGCUUAAUAUCAUCAAUGGCAUCAUCUUUAUUCCCCUCAGCCAAAAGGACCUGGAGAAUCUGAAGGCCGAGGUGCAGAGACGGCAGCUGAUGCAGGAUUCUGGGAAAAUUGAGGAACCGCAGGGUGGUCAGUUAGAGCUGGAUGACAAGCUGCCUGUGGAUGAUUAACAACCCCAACCGUACAGCCCCAACCCUCUCCAUAUGAGGAGGACACCAUGUGUUAGAACCUGUGGACCUGAGAUCUGAGCUGUCUAAUCUAACCAAUUCACUUUGAGCAUAACAGGGAGGGGAGAACCAUGAACAGGCAACAAAAAUAUUGUACAGAGUGUAGUUUUUAGCUGUAAAGAGAAUGAAAGCAGAUGUUGUGUACACGUGCAAUUCAACCGGAGGAAGCAGAGAGAAUGUAGUCCUUCCGAGUUUGCGCAGAUGAGGCUGGAGGUGACCAAGGAUGACCAUGACAUUUUAUACCAGAGCCUUAUCCAUCCAUCAUCCCCAUCUCUUUCCUUCUCAUCUGAGCCCAGGAUAACCACAAUCCGUCCCAAAGCAACCCACGAGUGUAGAGAGAUCCUAAGAACACACCUCCCUCUCUGAAACUCAGGUGAUUUCUACACUGCGCACCAGAAGAGAGACGUUCACCGUUCAAUUCAACAGUGAUAGACAUACAAGAAUCAUGGGCUUAAGAAUGUGUAAACUAAAGGUCAAGUCUCACGACCGAAUGCUAGUAUUGUGUCCCAUGUGUUAUUUGUACACUCGCUGUGGCUGCUGCCUUUAGACAAAACCGGAUCGAUGCAACUUUCUCAACCAAUCAUUUUAGAUCGGUGGCGUCUGUAAAACAAGGAAUCUUUUUGUAAAAGUACAUGAGAAGCCAUUAGAUCUUUCACGUUCGUUUAAGCCAUGUCUGUUUUAUAGAGAUUCAUUGGGAAGCUUUAUAAAGCUUCCUCAUUGGGGUUAGACAGAUACUUGAUUCAUUUUGAUUGAAAUACUGAUUUGAAAUGGCUAGCUUGAAUUAGACUGUUGAGCUGAAACUCCUUUUCACUUUAAAAGUGUGUAUGUGUGUGUGUUCAAGUGUGUAUGUCUCUUGAUGGUUGUCCACGCUAGUGCAGAAACAGAUUCAGAGGAAACGCUGCUGCAACAGAAGAAUAUCGCCAUGAUAUUUUUAUACGUACAUCACUGACAACAGAUGGACUCGUGCAACCUGUUAAGAUGAAGAUGUAUAUCAGUAUAUCAGGAUCACUAUAUUUUCCAGAAUUAUUUAGCACAAGGUUCAGAAACUUGCGAGACUUGUGUUUGGUUCCUCCCUAGCAGUAUUUAUCACACUUUCCAGUGCCGGUGUUUUGUGUGGUCUCAUAUAGGACUGGCAAAAGAGGAAUAAGUUGGGGUGCUUCAAUGUGUAACAUACCAAAAGAAAAAAAGAUCAAGGACGGAUGUGUUUGCUUGUGUACAUGCUUUGUGUGUGUCCCGCAAAUGUCAAAAUUGUUGCUGUGCUUAAACUGUGUAUGAAGCAAUAUGCUGGAACUAAGUGCACCUUGGAUUAUGCACAUGGAUGCAAGAAAACUGCUAGCCUGGUUGUAUUUCCCUAUAAAACAAAAAGUAAAAUUGUUUAAAAAUGAGUUGUCUCUGAAAAUUGGUGGGGAAGAGCAAUGUAACUGAUAUUUAUGAACAAGAAUAUGUAAUUAUGUGUGAGAUUUGUGCCUAUUUAAGCUUCUAUAAGUCAAAAGGUUGGGGCACUGUAUUUCUUUUAUAUCUGCUUAAUAAUGUCUUGAUGGAUUUUGCAAUCAGCUUGGAUGUUGGACUGAACCAGAGACCGUUUAUAAUGAACUCCUUGAAUAUCUACUUCAGUACCUUUAGUUGCCACAAGGGUUUGCUGUAGUCAAUAUAUUAUUAACAUUCAUUGAUGAAGGACAUAAACUCAAUUUGUGAGCUAUUACAUGAGAAUAUAUGAACUAGAUUUGAAUCAAAACAUUAAAACCGGAGUGCAAUAGCAACUUAAUUAUUUUAAAAUUAAGUAUUUACCAAAAACAUGCCAUAGAAACUUAUUAGGAAUAUGCCUAAAAUGCUGGCGGUGAUGAAUGGUAAAGCUCUGAUGCAUCACAAGGUCAUUGAACUGAAGGGUUAAUUAAGGAAAUCCUGUCUCUAGUGUGUCCUUGAGCCAAGCACUUAACUCUUGGGCUUAAAAAAUAACACGUAACCGAUCUGCAGUUAAGAAUGUUAAAUAUGAUCUCAAUUUAAUCUAUUCAAGCUUCCAUAGUUGCAUAUCUCAUAGUGAACAAACCCGUGAAUUCAAAAUUUAACUGCAAAGAUCAAUUUCAUAAUUAAUAAUGGUCACCAAAUCUGUGAUGUGUUCAUGUUAUGUAGCAAAAACAAGAUUUCAAUAACUGCUUGCAUGACAAACCAAUUUGAUGUAAUCUAAAUGUGUAGUACUUUUUAGAAAGGUUUGGGUUUCAUUGACCACAAAGGUGCAGAAACAAAAUAGCAGUUACUUUUGUUCAUUUUUCUUUUUGAAUUAAAGUCUUUAAUUUGAAGUGUCUUGAAGGUCUUCCUGGGUAUAAUAUUCAUAAUCUACUUCGAAUUACAGUUUAAUCACAAAUCUUUAUGUUUCUGUGUGAAAGUGUGCAUAUAAAACAAAGAAAACCUAUUUUUGAAAUGUCAGAAGAAAACGAUUGGACAUUUAAAAAGCGUCAAUUAAAUAUCUAAUCAGAUUAUUUGCUGUACACUUGAUUUAAAAGAAAUAUCACAAUUAAGAAACCCUCUACCCUUAGUCUGCAGCUCAUUUUGUUACAUUUUCUGUUAAAUAAUCUGCACAAACCCAUUAUAAACUAAAAUAUAAAAACGAAAUAAAAUAUCAGGAAAUCUACAUAGAGCAAACAUACAAUGUUCAAUUUCAAUGUCAUCUCUUUUUUGGGGGGGGACUUUGUUUUUUUUCUAUAUUCUGUUUUCAUCAUGAGAUAUUUGUCAUGCCCUUUGUGUGUUUGUUUUGGUUUCUUUAAUGAAUGGUACCUUUGUGUCAAUUCUUCUGAAUAACAAUCUAAUUAUUUUUGGUCCAAAUAUCCUUUUGUAUUAAAAUGAAUAAAGAAACUAGAAAACAA